This is a messenger RNA of Nicotiana tabacum (common tobacco), 1191 nucleotides long. Its product is annotated as nudix hydrolase 16, mitochondrial. Gene Ontology annotation, molecular function: pyrophosphatase activity. NCBI's taxonomy places the organism in Eukaryota, Viridiplantae, Streptophyta, Magnoliopsida, Solanales, Solanaceae. The record is from RefSeq and is a predicted model, not a curated record. Gene Ontology annotation, cellular component: cytoplasm; nucleus.
UAACCGACCUGGAACGAAAUUGACCGACUCUGAGCGUACCAACAUAACCCCCCUGUUGCUCCGUUUCAUGGGCUGCUCUUAGCACCCUCUUUGCUUCUUCUCUCUCUCUCUUUACCUCCAUUACCUUUGUUUUUUUUUCUUCCUUUCAAAACUUUCGCAAACAAAGGAAAUGGAGCAAUAUUAUGGCUGUUUAUGAAGGAGAAACGGGUUGAGUACAACGCAGAGGGAAUUUUACAAGAAAAGGAAAGUUCAAGAAUGUUAAAGGCUUUUUGUUACAUUGGAUUUAGCGGAGGAUUGUGAUAAGACUAGCAGAUUUAUUCUAGUAAUUUUUUUGUUUUCUUUGGGAACAUAAAUGUCUGAAUUGGUGGCUCGGACUGGUCGGCAUCAGCAGCGAUAUGAGGCUGGUUAUCGCCUAAUCGCCGGGUGUAUUCCACUUAGGUUCAGAAAUAUGGAAGAAAAUGGUGGUGAGACGGCUGGGAAGGUAGUUGAAGUACUGAUGAUAAACUCGACAAGUGGGCCUGGUCUUCUGUUCCCAAAGGGCGGUUGGGAAAAUGAUGAAUCUGUCGAGGAUGCAGCUAUUCGUGAAGCUAUAGAGGAAGCUGGAGUUCGAGGGGAUCUAGUGCACUUUCUGGGGUAUUACUUCUUUAAAAGCAAAACACUUCAAGACGAGUAUAGUCCAGAAGGAUUGUGUAGAGCUGCCAUGUUUGCGCUUUUGGUAAAGGAAGAGCUUGAAUGCUGGCCCGAACAGAGGCUUCGCAGAAGAAGUUGGCUGACAAUUCCAGAAGCAAUUCAAUGUUGCCGGCACCCAUGGAUGCGACAGGCUCUCGAGGAAGGAUUUUCGAAGUGGCAUGACAGUGGUAUGGCAAGCACAAUGAAUAAUGAGGACUAGUUACUCCAUCUUUGGACCAAAGCAGAAGUUUUUUUUCUUCUGUGAACUUCAUAUAGAGAAGACACCAAUCCUUAAAGCUGGAUGGUGUGUAAUGCCUCAAUUUCAUUUUAGGACUAGGAACUAAGAUAAUCCGCAAAUAGCUGUUUUAGAUGUUGAAACGUAUUUUAGUGAUUUCUCAUUGAUGAAUAGACUUGAAGGUGAAUUGGAGAGAACAAACAAGAAAUCCUCUUCAUUAUUUCCAACUAACUACAUUUGGUUCGAUAGCCUUGUUGUGGACUAAUCAAAUUAUUCAGUUUAACAAA